This is a messenger RNA of Caenorhabditis bovis, 657 nucleotides long. Lineage: Eukaryota; Metazoa; Nematoda; Chromadorea; Rhabditida; Rhabditidae. The record is from the annotation of a GenBank genome assembly.
AUGACCGAUUACGCCUUGGUUCGGUCACGCAGUGCCAUCACUCGCUCGCGUUCCGUCGAGCCAUCAUCUCGUCUUUACGUCACGAGAACCUCGUCGGUACCGGAUCUUACAGCGCAUUUUAGAUAUUCGGAUAAGUACCGCCCACAAUGGCACACCGUUUACCAAUCAACACCAUAUCGCUGGAGAAGAGAUUGGGAUUUGUACGACGAUUAUUGGUACGAUAAGUACUAUUACUUCUCGCCACUCUAUCGCACUUACUAUCCGAGCAGACGCUAUUAUUACAGCGACUACUUGCCAAACCCCUACUACUGGAGCCCAUACACCAACUAUUGGACUCGAUACAAGGGCUAUACUUAUGACUACGAUUACUACCCGGCGCGCUAUUACCCAUCGGCUUUCAAUCGCUAUCUGAACUACACUUACACGCCGUACAGAUCAUAUUUGAUGGAUUCGCUGUCAACAUCGCUUGGACGCGGCCUUUCUAUGUACAAGGCAGGCCUAAUCCCAUACUCAACACUCGACGCUUACUGGCUUACACCGAAAUAUUGGGACCGGCGUUUCAAAGAUUGGCGUGAGCUCUAUUGCUCCACCAAAGAUUUUUAUUUGCCAUCGACGUACGAUCGAAAAACCCGCCAAUAUUUCGCGCAGUGGGCCUAA